AUGCGUUCGUUAUCCCUCCUCAGACCAGGCUUCGCCCCCCUCCUCGCCCGCCCCAUCGCCCCCCUCGCAGUCCGCCACAUCUCCUCAUCCCCCAUCGCCCGCCUGGCCACCCCCUCCAACUACACCGGUCCGACCCACGUUCCCGCAGGACAGCCCAAAUCCCCCAACCCCCUCGAGACCGGCACCGCCGAUGCCGUCUCUGCCUCCCCCUACCCCGACUACUCGAAAGGACCAUCAGCGCUCGACAAGGCGAGUCAGCUGUUGUUCUUGACCGAGAUUGUCAGGGGUAUGUGGAUCGUGUUGGAGCAGUUCUUUAGACCGCCGUACACUAUCAUGUACCCGUUCGAGAAGGGGCCUUUGAGUGCACGAUUCAGGGGUGAACACGCGCUGAGACGGUACCCUAAUGGUGAAGAGAGGUGUAUUGCGUGCAAGCUGUGUGAAGCCAUUUGCCCGGCUCAGGCUAUCACUAUCGAAUCUGAGGCUCGUGAGGAUGGAUCUAGGAGGACUACCCGAUACGACAUCGACAUGACAAAGUGCAUCUACUGUGGUUUCUGCCAAGAAGCUUGCCCUGUCGACGCCAUCGUCGAGACUCAGAACCAAGAGUUCUCUACCGAGACCCGAGAAGAAUUGUUGUACAAUAAGGAGAAACUUUUGAUGAACGGUGACCGAGCUGAGCCUGAGAUCCAGGCCAACUUGCAAUCUGAACACUUCUACCGAUAG
Messenger RNA from Cryptococcus wingfieldii CBS 7118, 720 nucleotides. Its product is annotated as NADH-ubiquinone oxidoreductase subunit 8. The transcript is spliced from 4 exons. Gene Ontology annotation, biological process: mitochondrial respiratory chain complex I assembly; mitochondrial electron transport, NADH to ubiquinone. The record is from RefSeq and is a predicted model, not a curated record. The coding region runs from base 1 to 720 and encodes 239 amino acids. Gene Ontology annotation, cellular component: membrane. Gene Ontology annotation, molecular function: NADH dehydrogenase activity; 4 iron, 4 sulfur cluster binding. NCBI's taxonomy places the organism in Eukaryota, Fungi, Basidiomycota, Tremellomycetes, Tremellales, Cryptococcaceae.